Messenger RNA from Sesamum indicum (sesame), 1095 nucleotides. Lineage: Eukaryota; Viridiplantae; Streptophyta; Magnoliopsida; Lamiales; Pedaliaceae. The record is from RefSeq and is a predicted model, not a curated record.
AUGGUGAUAUCCCUCAAUAUCACCAUUGUUUAUGGUGCCUCUGAGAUCAUUGAUCGUAGGAGCUUAUGGACUACUUCGGAAACAUUAGCUCGGGAGCAAACGGAUGAUCCCUGGUUGGUAGGGGGGGAUUUCAAUGCAGUCCGAGAAAUGAAUGAGGUGUGUGGAGUUUCUGGUGACAUAAGGAUGGCCAUGGAAGAAUUCAAUGCUGCUAUUCAGGAGGUGGGGUUAAUACCAUUGCCUAUGCAGGGUGAAUGUGUACAGAAUAUUUGGCAGCAUACAAUCAUUGGGGUUCCUAUGUUUGCGGUAACACGUAAACUUAAAGCAUUGAAGCCAGUUUUCAGGGAACAAAGGAGAAAGAAGGGGGAUCUGACACUCAAUGUUCACUUAGCCAAAGGAUUUCUUGAUGAGGCGCAACAGUUGGUGAGCGUUCAUAGACAAAAUGAGGCACUUUUACAACUAGAACACUGCUGCCGACUAGUAUAUGCAAAAGCGGUAAAACUGGAACAAAUCAUGUUGCAACAGAGAGCCGAAAUGCAGUGGAUGAAGGGAGAACCAGGAGAGAUUAUCAAUGAGUUUGUCCGUUACUACCAAAACCUUUUGGGCGGUAACAGACGACAGAUAAUGAUGGAUAUUGGUUUUCUCAGACCGUGGGCUAGACAUAUUCUUUCCAAUGAGGAGGCUAGCGAUUUUAUUUCGGCUUUUACUCCGGAUGAUGUGAAGCAAGCUGUUUUUGACAUUGCAGAAGAUAAGGCUCCAGGACCUGAUGGGUAUUCAUCUGGCUUCUUUAAAGCAGUCUGGCCAGUGGUGGGACAGGAAGUUACAAAGGUGGUACUAGACUUCUUUAAUACCGGUAAAUUACUCAAGCAAGUCAACUCCACAAUUUUGGCUCUAAUCACAAAGGGAGCGUUUAUUCCAGGACGAAGCAUUGGGGACAAUAUUAUGUUGGCACAGGAAUUGUUCACGGGCUAUAAUCAGGUGAGACUACCACCUCGUUGUGCUCUGAAAGUUGAUAUUAGGAGAUACGGUGGAGUGGGACUUCCUACUUGCCGUCUUGCAAUUGUUUGGUUUCCCACAAACAUUCACAAGGUCGAUUGA